AUCAGACAGUGACAAGGUCAUGGCCGAAAGGGGACUCUAACUUGUUAACUUUGUUUUAAGGUUGAAGAAAAUGAUCAAAACGGUAAAAGGUCUCGUAUCACUUCAGAUUUUUCUGCUCUCAUCAGUUCAUCUCCAGAAGAGUCGCCACCAUCGGUUGGAGGAUCCCUUGGAAGAUACUCAAAUACAGCAGGGACUUGUUGGACAAACUGCCUCCUGUUUUUUUUGGCUGGAGGAAAGCUAACCACAUUUGUCAGCCAGUGUGCAGGAAGUCGUGCGUAAAUGGAAAAUGUGUGGGACCAGACAAGUGUUCGUGCUUCACAGGAUAUCGAGGACCACACUGUGAUGAAGAUGUGAACGAGUGCGGUUUGCAGAAGAGACCGUGUUCCCAGCGCUGCAUGAACACACCAGGCAGCUACCGUUGUUACUGUGAGCCGGAAUACACCCUAAGAGCAGAUGGAUACACCUGCAUCAGAGAUACCACAUGUUUCUCUCUGCGCUGCCAGUUUGGUUGCCAGGUGGAGAGAUGGGGAACACUAUGGUGCCUGUGUCCGCCUGGCCUCCACCUGGCAGCUGAUGAUAAGAACUGUGAAGAUGUAGAUGAGUGUCAGAAGGCUGAUGUGUGUCCACCCCAGCUGACCUGCAAGAACACAUUCGGCAGCUUCGUUUGUGUUUGCAAAGAUGGCUUUGUGAUGGGAAGCCUGCGGGGAUCUGUGGAGUGUCGAGACAAGGAUGAAUGUCUGAUUGGAAAUCACAUGUGCAGCCGCCAUGCUCGGUGCAUUAACACAGAGGGCUCCUACACCUGUCGCUGCUUAGAGGACCACUUUGGCAACGGACGCUCCUGCCGGCCCAGGAGAGCUCCACAGUCUAAGGCUCCCAUGUACUUCAACUACAGACUGUCCAAAAGGACCAGAGCUGUCCGCACUGCGGUUUAGAUCCAAAAGGCUCCAAUAAAAAUGAAAUAAAUCCACUUAAGAUGAAGUCCUUAAGUGGAGCUGUAAAGGUUAAAUCUACUCAUCUUUACCAUGAAACUUUUACAUUUUUAAUUUUGGCUUUUGAUGAAGCUUUGAACUAUGCCUUUUGGAAUGAUAUUUCAAACAAAUUGAUGAUUCUUUAAGGGGAAACCAAAUAAGCAUACACCUUCCUGAAUUUUUUUGAGUUUCCUUGCAAUAGACUCCAGUACAUCAAAUAUGUCUGGAAAUAAGUUUCCUAAUGGUAGCCAUCAACAAACUUUUAGCAAUGUUCCAGAUAAAAAUUUGCUCUAAAUCUGCUGGUCUCCUACACAUUCAGAGUUUUAUGGUCCCAUAUUAUUGAAAUACGUCUAAGCUUUAGGUUGCUUUAGACAUUUAGAAGGUAGCCUGUUUUGUUUAUACUGAUACGAGCAUGCUUGGUGUGAGAUUUCUAGUCAUUGAGUCGAAGCAAUUAGCUGGCUUUCCUUAGAUAGAAAACUUUUAAAUAAUCUGAUUGUAUGCUCUGGUUGAAUCGUCUCCAUAAAGUGCCUUGAGAUGACACGUGUUGUGAAUUGGCACUAUAUAAAAAAACUGUAUUGAAUUGAAGCCUAAAGAUGUUAGAACAAAUGAAACUUUGUUUCCAUCAGUCACAACUGAGACACAAAAGCCUUAGAGGAAGUCGCACAACCUGCAACAGAUGUUGCAGUGCAGCUCUUUAUGUUGUAAUUAAGGAUCUAAAGAUCAUACCUAUUAGCUGCGUUACUUGCCAAAUUAUGAGUGGUCUGUCCCGCUCAGAUGUCCGUAUCAAUGGUCGGGACCAUAGACAUGUGUACACGUAUUUUUUUUAUUAUUAUUAUGCAGGGAGUUUUACAGUUUAUAUGGACACUGCAAUGUAAAUAGAGCAGAAAAACAGAAGAAAAAGGGGAA
Cyprinodon tularosa is the source of this 1874-nucleotide messenger RNA. RefSeq names its product nephronectin. Gene Ontology annotation, molecular function: calcium ion binding. The transcript is spliced from 7 exons. The record is from RefSeq and is a predicted model, not a curated record. Lineage: Eukaryota; Metazoa; Chordata; Actinopteri; Cyprinodontiformes; Cyprinodontidae. Bases 396 to 932 code for a protein of 178 amino acids.